Molecule: messenger RNA, 787 nt
Organism: Setaria italica (foxtail millet)
Lineage: Eukaryota; Viridiplantae; Streptophyta; Magnoliopsida; Poales; Poaceae
Product: histone H2B.1
Exons: 1
Coding region: 88-543 (151 amino acids)
Biological process (GO): nucleosome assembly
Cellular component (GO): nucleosome
Molecular function (GO): protein heterodimerization activity; DNA binding; structural constituent of chromatin
Source: RefSeq, a predicted model, not a curated record
UCACCAAGCAGCAACAAAUCCCCAAUCUUCAUCCACAUCCACUCGUCUUCUCCGAGCUAGUCGAGCGGCAACCCCCACCCGAUCCCGAUGGCGCCCAAGGCCGAGAAGAAGCCCGCCGCCAAGAAGCCCGCGGAGGAGGAGCCGGCGGCCGAGAAGGCGGAGAAGACCCCGGCGGGGAAGAAGCCCAAGGCCGAGAAGCGGCUGCCGGCCGGCAAGUCCGCCGGCAAGGACGGCGAGAAGAAGGGCAAGAAGAAGGCGAAGAAGAGCGUGGAGACCUACAAGAUCUACAUCUUCAAGGUGCUCAAGCAGGUCCACCCCGACAUCGGCAUCUCCUCCAAGGCCAUGUCCAUCAUGAACUCCUUCAUCAACGACAUCUUCGAGAAGCUGGCGGCGGAGGCGGCCAAGCUCGCGCGGUACAACAAGAAGCCCACCAUCACCUCCCGCGAGAUCCAGACCUCGGUCCGCCUCGUCCUCCCCGGCGAGCUCGCCAAGCACGCCGUGUCAGAGGGCACCAAGGCCGUCACCAAGUUCACCAGCUCUUAGGCGAUGCGGUUGUCUUCUCGUGGUUGGUUCACCCCUGUAGUAGGAUGGUUGUUGCAGCGGCGGUAGUUGCCCUGCUUUCCUGUAUCUCCAGUACUUGGUCGCCUGAUUAAUGUAAGAAGUGUGCGCGUGUGCUUUCGUGAAUCUGGUGUAUUGUUCCUGAGUAGUUCACCAAUGCAAUUUCUGAUUGCAAAUUCAUGUAUUGCCUGGAUUAAUUGUCCAUUCCCUGAGCAUCAAUUUCUGCUGA